AGUGCAACUCCCAACUUCCAUGCCCGCCUCGUCCAGCUCGAUUCACACUCACACAGUCACACUACUGAAAAGCUAGCCCCUUUUCCAGCCCAUUCAGCUAGAGACAGACAGCACGAGGAACAGAAGCGCGGCUCGAAGCAGAGUGCAGAGCAGAGCAAAGCAGCAGCGGCGGCCAAUGGCGUGUUCGUUCCUCUCCUUCAUGGGCGUCUUCUUGGCGGCGUCCGCGUGCCUCGCUGCGCCCGCCACGGUCGAGCAGCUUCUGCCCCGGGCCGCGACGGCGCUCUCCUUCGGGGAGGGCUACACGCAGCUGUUCGGAGACUCCAACCUCGUGCUCCACGGCGACGGGAAGAGGGUGCACAUCUCCCUCGACGAGAGAACAGGCGCCGGGUUCGCCUCGCAGGACGCGUACCUCCACGGGUUCUUCAGCGCCCGCAUCAAGCUGCCCUCCGACCACACCGCCGGUGUCGUCGUCGCCUUCUACAUGUCGAACGGGGACGUGUACGAGCGGACACACGACGAACUGGACUUCGAGUUCCUGGGGAACGUGCGGGGCAGGGAGUGGAGGGUGCAGACCAACGUGUACGGCAAUGGCAGCACGGCGGCCGGCCGGGAGGAGCGCUACGACCUCUGGUUCAACCCCACGGAAGACUUCCACCAGUACGCCAUCCUCUGGAGCCGUGACAGGAUCAUAUUCUACGUCGACGAGACCCCGAUCAGGGAGGUGGUGCGGAGCGAGUCCAUGGGCGCGCAGUUCCCGUCCAAGCCCAUGUCGCUGUACGCCACCAUCUGGGACGGCUCCAGCUGGGCCACCUCGGGGGGUCGCUACAAGGUGGACUACAAGUACGCGCCCUACGUCGCCGAGUUCACCGACCUCGCGCUCCGAGGCUGCGCCGUCGGCCCAGCCUCGGCGCGCGGGGCGCCGGACAGCAGCACCGACGACGCCCACGGCCACGCUUACGAGAUGUCGCCCGCGCAGCGGUCGGCGAUGGAAGCGUUCCGGGCGAGGUACAUGACGUACGGGUACUGCUACGACCGCCUCCGGUACCCGGCCCCGCUGCCGGAGUGCAGCGUCGGCGCGGAGGCCGCGGCUUUCCUCCCGUCCGGCGACGCGAGGGCGUCGUUGCGCAGGCACGGCAAGCGCCACCGGCCCCGCGGCGGCGCGGGCUCCGCCCUCUGACCGGCGCCGCCGGUGUGCUCGAGCGGUGCCGUAUGCAACUGUGACGUGAUGUAUGGUUAGCUUGUGGAUUUCUGGCGUGCGCCGCCGUUGUAGGGCAACAGUAACCGGAGUUCCACUGAUUAUCCCUUCUACUAUAGUCUCAGCAGUUUGUUCUUCGCUCA
Messenger RNA from Phragmites australis (common reed), 1338 nucleotides. Its product is annotated as probable xyloglucan endotransglucosylase/hydrolase protein 28. The record is from RefSeq and is a predicted model, not a curated record. NCBI's taxonomy places the organism in Eukaryota, Viridiplantae, Streptophyta, Magnoliopsida, Poales, Poaceae. Gene Ontology annotation, molecular function: hydrolase activity, hydrolyzing O-glycosyl compounds; xyloglucan:xyloglucosyl transferase activity. Gene Ontology annotation, cellular component: cell wall; apoplast. Gene Ontology annotation, biological process: cell wall biogenesis; xyloglucan metabolic process. The transcript is spliced from 4 exons. Bases 176 to 1177 code for a protein of 333 amino acids.